Messenger RNA from Dujonia railenensis, 3249 nucleotides. The record is from the annotation of a GenBank genome assembly. NCBI's taxonomy places the organism in Eukaryota, Fungi, Ascomycota, Pichiomycetes, Serinales, Debaryomycetaceae.
AUGUCUGAUGAUCGUUUCUCCUUCCCAAGGGAAGAAGAGAAGAUGCUUGAAAAGUGGGACGAGUUAAACGCUUUUCAAAGAUCUCUUGAGUUGACUGAAGGCUUACCAUCGUUUGCAUUUUUCGAUGGGCCACCAUUUGCCACAGGUACUCCUCAUUAUGGGCAUCUUUUGGCUUCCACUGUGAAGGAUAUUAUCCCCAGAUAUGCCACCAUGAACGGUCACCAUGUAGAAAGACGUUUUGGUUGGGAUACUCACGGUUUACCAGUUGAAUACGAAAUUGACAAGAAAUUGGGUAUCACUGGAAAGGACGACGUUAUGAAGUUGGGUAUUGACAAGUAUAACAAUGAAUGUAGAGCUAUUGUCAUGAGAUACGCUGACGAAUGGAGAAGAACCAUCAGAAGAAUGGCCAGAUGGAUCGAUAUGGAUAACGAUUACAAGACCUUGUACCCUGAAUUCAUGGAAUCCUGUUGGUGGGCAUUCAAGGAGUUGUUCAAGAAGGACCAAGUUUACAAGGGAUUGAGAGUCAUGCCUUACUCCACUGGCUUAACUACUCCAUUGUCUAAUUUCGAAGCUUCUCAAAAUUAUAAGGAUGUCAACGAUCCAUGUGUAACCAUUGGUUUCCCAAUUGUAGGUGACGAGAACACCUGGUUGGUAGCAUGGACCACUACUCCAUGGACUUUACCUUCCAAUAUCGGUUUGGCCGUCCACCCAGAACUUGAGUAUGUUAAGAUAUUUGACGAAGAAAAGCAAAGAAACUAUAUCUUGAUCGAAUCUUUAUUGAAGACAUUGUACAAGAAGCCACAACUGGUUAAGUACAAGGUUGUAGAUAGAUUCAAGGGUAAAACCUUGGAAAAUGUCAAGUAUGUGCCAAUCUUCGACUAUUUCUACGAAGACUUUAAGGACUACGGGUUCAAGGUCAUUGUAGCCGAUUUUGUAUCUGCUGAAUCUGGUACUGGUAUUGUUCAUCAAUCUCCAGCCUUCGGUGAAAUCGAUUUCGAAGCUUCUACUGCUGCUGGUGUCAUUAAUGAAAAGAGACCACCACCAAACCCAGUUGAUGACCAAGGUAAAUUUACUAACGAAGUCCCUGACUUCAAAGGUAUUUAUGUCAAGGAUGCUGACAAGUUGAUUAUAAAGAAAUUGACGGAAAAUGGAAGAUUAUUAUUAGCUAGUCAAAUUAACCAUAGUUAUCCAUUCUGUUGGAGAUCUGAUACUCCAUUGUUAUACAGAACUGUUCCAGCUUGGUUCGUUCGUAUUACUAACAUUGUACCAGACAUGUUAAAAAACAUUGAAGAUACUAACUGGGUUCCUGGACACGUUAGAUCCAAGAGAUUUACUAAUUGGAUUGCCAACGCCAGAGACUGGAAUAUUUCCAGAAACAGAUACUGGGGUACCCCAAUCCCAUUGUGGAUCAGUGAAGAUGGACAAGAAAUUGUUUGUGUUGGAUCUAUUGAAGAAUUGAGAGAAUUAUCGGGAGAUAACACUAUCACUGAUAUCCAUCGUGAUAGCAUUGACCAUAUUACUAUCCCUUCAAGACAAGGUAAGGGCCAAUUAAAGAGAAUUGAAGAAGUUUUCGAUUGUUGGUUCGAAUCUGGUAGUAUGCCGUAUGCUUCAAAGCAUUACCCAUUCGAAGAAAAGACUGAUGGUAAUGCUUCUUUUAACAAUGCAUUCCCAGCUAAUUUCAUUUCUGAAGGUUUAGAUCAAACUAGAGGUUGGUUUUACACAUUAACUGUUUUGGGAACUCAUUUAUUCAACACUGCCCCUUAUAAAAAUGUUAUUGUGUCAGGAAUUGUAUUGGCAAGUGAUGGUAAGAAGAUGUCCAAGAGAUUAAAGAAUUACCCAGAUCCUAACAUUAUGUUGGAAAAAUAUGGAGCUGAUGCUUUGAGAUUGUACAUGAUCAAUUCCCCAGUGCUUAGAGCUGAAACCUUGAAAUUCAGAGAAGAAGGUGUUAAGGAUGUUGUUGCAACCGUCUUGUUACCAUGGUACAACUCUUACAACUUCUUGAAGGACUCUAUUGAUGUUUUCAGAAAGGAUCAAGGUGUUGACUUCCAAUACAACUCCAAGUUGAGAUCCACUAACGUUUUUGACAGAUGGAUUUUAGCUUCAUUGCAAUCUUUAAUUAAAUUUAUUCACGAAGAAAUGCAAGGCUACAGAUUAUAUACUGUUGUCCCAAGACUUUUAUCAUUCAUCUCUUUAUUGACUAACUGGUACAUUAGAUUGAAUAGAUCAAGACUCAAGGGAUCAUCAAACGAUGUGGAUGACACCAAGAAGGCUCUCAACACAUUAUGCGAAGCUUUAUUCACCCUUAACAGAGCAAUGGCUCCUUUCACCCCUUACCUUGCAGAAAACUUGUAUCAAAGAAUGAAAUCUUACUUCCCAAUUGAAGAAUUAGAAUCUCUUUGUCUUAACCCUGCUAAGGCUAAGGAUACUGGAUCUAUCCAUUUCUUGCACUACCCAGAAGCAAAAGAAGAAUUAUUCGAUGAAAAGAUCGAAAUCGCCGUCGGAAGAAUGCAAAAGGUUAUUGAUUUGGGCCGUAACAUCAGAGAAAGUAAGACUAUAUCCUUGAAGACUCCAUUAAAGGAAUUGAUCAUUUUACAUUCCGACCCAUCAUACUUAGAAGAUGUUGAAUCAUUGAAGACCUACAUUGUUGAUGAAUUAAACGUCAGAAACUUAGUCAUUACUUCGGACGAGGUUAAAUAUGGUGUCCAAUACACUGCUGUUGCCGACUGGCCUGUCUUAGGAAAGAAGUUGAAGAAGGAUGCUAAGGUUGUCAAAGCAGCUUUACCAAAUGUUACUUCAAAUGAAGUUCAAGAAUUUGUGAAGUCUGGUAAGAUUACUGUAGCAGGUAUUGAUUUGGUGACGGAAGAUUUACAAGUUCAAAGAGGUUUACCAGCUGACAAGUCUGCUGGUAAGGAAGUUAGAACUGAUAGAGAUGUUUUAAUCAUUUUAGACGUAGAAAUCUAUCCUGAGUUGCAAAAUGAAGGUUACGCCAGAGAAUUGAUCAAUCGUAUCCAAAGAUUGAGAAAGUCUGCUGGAUUAAAUACAACUGACGAUGUUAGAGUUCAAUAUGAGUUAGUCAAGGAUACAAUCGAAUUUGAAAAGGUUAUUGAAGACAAUGGAGCCAUGUUGUUAAAGACAACCAAAAGAGCAUUAACCAAGUUCACUGAAGGUGAAAGUGAAGAGAAGGUCAUUGUUGAGGAAGUCCAAUCCAUUAAUGAUACUGCCUUCAAGUUGAGGUUGUUAAAACUCUAA